This is a messenger RNA of Opisthocomus hoazin, 1263 nucleotides long. The record is from RefSeq and is a predicted model, not a curated record. NCBI's taxonomy places the organism in Eukaryota, Metazoa, Chordata, Aves, Opisthocomiformes, Opisthocomidae.
CUUCCUCCAGCAUUCUUUCAAGAUGACUACUGUCCAUGAAAUUUUAAGCAAGCUCAGCCUUGAAGGAGAUCAUUCUCUCCCACCAAGUGCAUAUGCCACAGUUAAGGCCUACUCAAAUUUUGAUGCUGACCGGGAUGCUGCAGCCCUGGAAACAGCCAUCAAGACCAAAGGUGUGGAUGAAGUCACCAUCAUCAACAUCCUGACAAACCGCAGCAAUGAACAGAGGCAGGAUAUUGCUUUUGCCUAUCAGAGGAGAACCAAAAAGGAACUUUCUGCAGCACUCAAGUCUGCUCUGUCGGGUCAUUUGGAGGCAGUGAUCUUGGGCUUGCUGAAGACACCAGCACAGUAUGAUGCCUCUGAAUUAAAAGCUGCCAUGAAGGGCCUGGGAACUGAUGAAGACACGCUCAUUGAAAUCAUCUGCUCACGAACAAAUCAGGAGCUUAGUGAAAUUAACAGAGUCUACAGGGAAAUGUACAAGACGGAACUGGAAAAGGACAUUAUAUCAGACACAUCUGGUGACUUCCGCAAGCUAAUGGUUGCCCUGGCCAAGGGCAAAAGGUGUGAAGAUACCUCUGUGAUUGAUUACGAGCUGAUUGACCAGGAUGCUAGGGAGCUCUAUGAUGCUGGUGUGAAGAGAAAGGGAACUGAUGUCCCCAAGUGGAUCAACAUUAUGACUGAAAGAAGUGUCCCCCACCUGCAGAAAGUGUUUGACAGGUACAAGAGCUACAGCCCAUAUGAUAUGUUGGAGAGCAUCAAGAAGGAGGUUAAGGGAGAUUUGGAGAAUGCCUUCCUUAAUCUUGUCCAGUGCAUUCAGAACAAGCAGCUGUAUUUUGCGGACAGACUGUAUGAUUCCAUGAAGGGCAAGGGAACUCGUGACAAGGUUCUGAUCAGGAUUAUGGUCUCCCGCUGCGAGGCUGACAUGCUGAAAAUUAAGAGUGAAUUCAAGAGGAAAUACGGAAAGUCUCUGUAUUAUUUCAUCCAGCAAGACACAAAAGGGGAUUACCAGAGGGCACUGCUGAACCUGUGUGGUGGUGAAGAAUGAAAACUGUGAUGGAAGAAACCCAAGUCCAGAGACAAGCCUGUUUUGCUCUUCAUUUUACUGUAAUCCUAGAAAAGAUUGACUCGCCUAGCUAACCUUGACUUGCCUUUGUAUCUGCCAGGCCACUGAUGGUAGCGUGCUUUCCGGUGCUGCCUGCGCUCCUCCCAGCAGCAGUGCUCUGCUUGGCUCUGCCGUGGGUCCCAGCAGCAUGCAGCCAGAGAAAC